UGUCAGAGCCGUUGCUGUCGUAACGUGGGCGAAAAUGCAGCUGUGUGUCUGAGAGAGAAACAGCGAGAUCAAGUUUUUACGUCUUUUAAUAGCAGGGAAAUCUUUUUUUAAAAUCGGGAACAUGCGUCUGUGUGCGACCUGCGCGCUCCUCCUGCUGUGGGCAGCUCUGGACUCAUCAGAAAUCCUGCAGACGGCGGUGCGACCGGACAAAGACCGGACCGUGACGGUGUCCGGGUCGUCGGAUCAGUGUCCGGUGUGCACGGUCGGCGGGGUGAACGACACCCAGACGUCCUGCCAGCCAUCUCUCUCUCUGGUACCUGAACAGGAAGUCAAGCUGCUGCUGAACUGCUCGCAGCCUAUUGGUCAGUCGUACACGGUGACGAUUACCAGCAUGAUCGAAUGCACCAAGGAUGCCUGCAGCCCCUCAGUACUACAAAGCCAGCCAUCCAUCCUGACCGAGCUCAGCAGAACCUUCACCUUUGAGCUGAAGGCGCCCGAGAAGACGGUCGUGGGUCUGGACGUCACCGGGGACGGACUGACAGAGACGUCGCAGCAGUGCCCCGACGGAUUUCAGUAUUCGGUGGUUGCUUCCAAGACCGACGCCCAAAGCUCGACCCAGUACUGUCGAGGCGGUUCUGUGACUCGGUUGGAUCUGCCGAGUGAGACCGCCGUAUCUCUGCGAGUUCCACCAAACGCUCAGGUGGUGCCGAUGUUGUUUCAGGCCACACCACAGAAGGGCCGAACAAUGGUGGUGACGGUGGAUCCCGGCACGAUGGUGGUCCUCAGCCGAGACGCGGCUUCGCCAGAGUGUGAAGUUUGCACCGUUGACGGCUCAACUCGCUCCUGCAGCGCCGAAGAAAAGUCUCUGGCCAACGGUGAGAGUUCACUGGAGUUCAGCUGCCUGAAACCAGAGGACACGUUCAGCGUGAAGAUGGAGAAGAAAAUAGCGUGCACUCAGAGCUCCUGCAGUCCUGCUGCAGCACAAGUUGAUCCGGAGCUGUUCAAGGACUUCAGAAGGUCUCUGACGUGGGACAUCAGCGUCCCAGAGAGGACGGUGUUAACGCUGGACUUUCCCUCUGGCGGGCUGAAGGAUGUUUCUGCGGCGGAAGAUUGCCAGGACGGCUAUCGGUACUCAGUGAGUACGACUAAAGGCGAUGGAACAAUCAAAGCCAAUAGCUACUGCAGAGGCGGCGCCGUGUCUCAUUUGAAUCUGCCCGGACCGGCGACCGUGACCGCUGAGGUGCCCAAAGGAGGAGAUCUGGACCCGACGGCAUUUAACUUCAAAGCAGCACCGAGAGGUGCCAGGAUGAUGUCAGUGACCCCCGACCCCGACACAAUCAUCACCAUCAGCCGGGUUGGGGAGGAUCCGGACUGCAGCGUUUGCGUGGACCCGCCGCCCAACCAGAAAUGCAACCCAAGAUAUCUGCAGCUGACUGAUACUCGCAACACCUCAGUGGAGUUCACCUGCCCUCGGCCUCAGGACGUCUUCAGCGUGGAGAUCAACAGAGAGAUCGACUGCACAGAGACCUCUUGUUCUGGAAACAUCGUCCAGCCUGAGUCCUCGCUGUUCCCGGACUUCAACAGGACCUUCACCUGGGAUCUGAAAGUCGUCUCCACUCGGGCUUUCCAGCUGGACUUCCCAGAACCGGGGAUGCGACAGAUUCCCAACGAGGAGACGUGUCCGGAUGAACACACGUACUCUCUGGUUAUUUAUCUGCGCAGUGGGCCGGCCACCAUUGGUACCUUCUGCAAAGGAGGAACUGUGAGCACCAUCAUGGCUCGGUACAAGGGCCGAGUCGUCCUGCGGGUGCCUGGAGACGCUAAACUGGACCCUGUGGACUUCAAACUCAGUGUUGGACCUGAGACGAAUAUGUUGGCCAUACUGAAAGCCAACCUGCCGCGAGGCGUAUCCGACACGGACUUCCUCACAGCCAACUACCCCAGAGACUUCCCCGACAUGCAGCAGAUGCAGUGGAACUUCACGGUGCCCGGCAUGCACAACUACACCGUGAGCUUUCGCGACCACGCGGCCCCCGAGUGCCUCAGCAACGAGGUGACGGUGGAGUACCAGAAACCCAACAAGAAGGUGAGCAAACUGACGCUGACGGAUCCUCAGCCGGAGCAUCAGCAGGGAAACUUCAACAUGGUGCUGAAGAACUGUGAAACCAACACGACUCUGGAAGGACUCCGCCUGAGCUACCGGGUCUCUGUGAUGAGGAGCGGCCAUCCAGUUCUGUGUACGGUGGAUCUCACCAAACACAAAGGAGUUUCCGUGCAGCUCGAGAAGGUCGGUUCUGACCCGUACUGUGAGAUGAGCGUCGACUCCAAGGUCACAAGGAAGAUAUUCGUGGCUGCAGGCACCACGGCCCGUCUGUCCUUCCUCGACUGUCCGAACGAGGACGUCCGUCUGACUGCCAGCAAAGUUAUUGAGUGUCAGGAUGCAUCGUGCACUGCCACUAAGCUCACCAUUCCCAAACUGGACUCCUGCCUGCCGAUGCCGCUGCACAGCUUCACCUGGCGCCUCAACAUCCCCAACGACAGGACGCUGGACCUGGUGUCGCCCACCGGGAGCCUGAAACAGUCCCUGCCGGGCCAGAAGUGCAACCACUCCGUCUUGCUGCACGUGGCCGAGAGCGACGGCUCUUCUGUCGGAGACUUCUGCUACAACGGCGACAUCCAGAAGGUCCAGGUGCACACCAACAUCUCCGUCACGGUGGCGGUCAAAGACUUCAACAGGACCAGGGGGCCUUUUCUCAGCGUCAACGCCAGUCAGGAAAUCAGAGAGACCAUUAUUUACAGAGUCGCCCCCAAGGUGGCGUCCCCGGCCCUGCUGGCCACCCCCGGCUGGCCCCGGGGCAUGAAGCCCCCCACCACCGUGUCCUGGAUCGUCACCGUGCCCAGCCAGUACCAAGCGCACCUCCACUUCGUCAACGUCAGCCAGCCCAAGUGCAAGAAAAGACACACCGCCAUCACGGUGAAGACGCUGGAUUCGGAGGAGGAGAUGAUGAGCCGGCGGGAGGACGAGGAGGCCGAGGACAAGCUGGUGGUGCCGCGGAGUUUCUACGUCAACAUGUCCAACUGCAUCCCCGAGGACGGGCAGUUUAGUGCGCUGUUCAAAGUCGGUCUGGAGAAGAAGACCAACCUCUUGGCCAUCGUCCUCGGGAUCACAGGAGCUGUUGUGCUGGCACUCGCGGUGCUGGGUAUCGUAUGUUGUGUCACAAGGAAAAAGAAAACACAAAAGAUGAACACGGAGUCGUCCAUCUACAUCAGCAAAGGGAACAUCUUCCGCCCGGGCGACAGGCACUUCAGUAAAACCCGAUCCGACAACGAGUCCCACGUCUACGACUCCAUAGACGACACGAUGGUGUACGGCCACCUGCUGGGCGACUCCUAUAACACCUUCACGGGACCGCCCGACGGGGGGCUGCCUGUGGUCAAAGAACCAGACCCGGAGCCCGAGAUGGAUCAGUACAACACGUUUCUGAAGCCCUCCGAGACUUUCAUCCCGUCCCGUCCGCGCACUCCCAUCGACCGGCAGGACAGCCUCGGCUUCCAGGACCGCAGGAUGGUGGACAACGAGCUGUACACGUUCAAGAGCACAGGGGACAUAAACACGAUCCGGCUGUCCGGGGUUGAUUUGGAACCGGAGCCGCCGAUAAUGGAGGAGUCCUUAUAGAGUGUUCGGACCGUGUCUGUGUGAUAAACUGAUGUUACUGAGUCCAUGUUACAGCACCGAGUAUCCGUCGACGGUACGUCUGUGCCUCGAACACACUCAGGGAAUCUAAGAUCGGUUUACUUUUCAACGCGUCUUUGCAGAAAUCCAAGAGUAAAAGUGCUGAGCCUUGUCCUUAAAGGAGUAGUUUAGGGAACAUUUGCUUUCUGCUAGAGUUGGAUGAGAAGAGCGAUGCUGCUCUCGUGUCUUCUGCAGUAAAUAUGAAACUACCGUAAGCAGCUAGUUGGUUCAUCUUGGCUACAAGACAAAGAAACCCUCCUACCAGUUCCUCUAAAGCACCAGUUAACCUGUGAAAUGUGAUUUAGUGACUUUGUGGAGACUCUCGAAGAAAUCACUGCUUCUGGCCAAGAAAUGUUCCUGCACAUCAUGUCCUGUGAAACCUUAACUUUGGCUUCUUAUGGAUGAAACAAAUGAGAUAUGCGAUGCUAGCGUGUUAGCUUUAGAGGUGCUGGUUGUUGGGUUUUAGCUAGCUUUCCCCUCUGCUAAGUUAAGCUAACUGGAUUCUGCCUGUACGAAGGUGAACGUGGCGUUGAUCUACUCGUCUAACGGCAAGAAAGCAACAAAAACACAGAACUAUUUCUUCAAUGUUUGAUUAAUGUUGCCUGUGUGGCAUCGAUUCAUGAGCAGAAAUCAUGCAAGUGCCCUCUGUUCUUUUUUAAGUGUUUUUAUAAUUUUUGCUAGUCUUUUUUAAGAUGUUUUUUUUUCUUCUUUUACCUGUAAAUAUAAUUUAGUUUUUUUUCUUUUUGCAAUAAAUUCGAGGAAGUGGUUUGGUGGGAAAA
This is a messenger RNA of Stegastes partitus (bicolor damselfish), 4512 nucleotides long. It is a transcript of the gene cdcp1b, whose product is annotated as CUB domain containing protein 1b. Bases 122 to 3676 code for a protein of 1184 amino acids. The record is from RefSeq and is a predicted model, not a curated record. NCBI's taxonomy places the organism in Eukaryota, Metazoa, Chordata, Actinopteri, Pomacentridae. The transcript is spliced from 13 exons.